This is a messenger RNA of Colletotrichum truncatum, 1569 nucleotides long. RefSeq names its product cytochrome P450. Lineage: Eukaryota; Fungi; Ascomycota; Sordariomycetes; Glomerellales; Glomerellaceae. The record is from RefSeq and is a predicted model, not a curated record. Gene Ontology annotation, molecular function: oxidoreductase activity, acting on paired donors, with incorporation or reduction of molecular oxygen; heme binding; iron ion binding.
AUGUUUGUUAUUGUUACAUGGGUCGCAGUACUUGUGACCAUUUCAUAUCUUGCACUUAUAUUUCCAAGACUGCUACAGGAGUGGAAGCUCUACUCCCACCGAUCACAUCUCCCACCCGGCCCUAAAGUCAUCAAAACAGGCAUUCGAAAACCAUGGCUUUGGUUCCAAGAGCUGAGCCAAGAGUACGGCGACGUUGUCUACCUCCAACUCGGUCCAACACCAACCAUCAUCCUAGGCUCUGCACAAGCAGCAUGGGACCUCCUCGAGAAGAAGGGCGCCAUCUUCUCUUCGCGCCCACGCUUCAUCAUGGGCGGUGAACUGCUCUCCGGUGGCAUGAGAGGACUGAUGGCGCCGUACUCAUCUUAUUGGAGACGUUGGAGGAAGCUCCUACACAGUGGUUUUAUGCAGCGGCAGAGCGAGACCUACCGGCCGAUCCAGAAUCUCGAGUCCAAGGUUCUCAUGCACGAGCUCCUCACAGACCCGGAAAACUAUCGAAGGCAUCUAGAGAGAUAUGCGGCGUCGGUCAUUAUAACCGUCACCUACGGCCGGAGGGUCGAGGACGUUACAACCGACAUUGUUGUACAGCGCAAUGCCGAGUCCAUGGGACGUCUGACUUCCGUCAAUAUUCCGGGAAAGUUUGCAGUGGAGCGAUAUCCAGCACUAAAGUAUAUCCCCAGCUUUCUGGCUCCUUGGAAAGCCGAAGUCCUAAGACAAAGACGGAAGGAUAUCGAGUUGUACACUAAGCUCAUGGACGAAGUUCGAGAUAAAGUUGCUAGAGGCGUCUCAUCUGAGUGCUUUGCCAAACAUCUCUUGCAAGAGCAAGCCAGCUUGGGUAUGUCGGAUUUAGAAAUCGCCUACACCGCGGGGUCACCCUUCGGGGCCGGCGUAGAAACUUCGGCCGGAUCUCUCGCAAGCUUCCUCAUGGCAUGCGUAAAAUUUGGACCUUCCUUCAUCCCGCGAGCCCGGGAGGAGCUCGACCGAAUCGUUGGAAAUAGUCGACUUCCCACAUUUGAAGACCUAGACAAACUCGAGUAUAUCCGAGCCGUGGCGUCCGAAACGCUAAGAUGGCGACCUGUUGCUGUCCUCGGGGGCACACCGCAUGCUAGUACUGCCGACUAUGUGUACAAGGGAAUGUUUAUACCAAAGGGGAGCACCAUCAUCGCACCGUUGUGGAGCAUCCACCUCAACAAGGCAGAUUUUCCAGAACCACACGUGUUUAAACCCGAAAGGUUCCUAGAAAACCGCGAGUAUGCCGGCACAUUCGGCCACAGCGCAUUCGGCUGGGGUCGGCGCAUCUGUCCUGGGAUGCACCUCGGAUCCGCGUCGGUGGCAAUCAACAUCGCGCGCAUUCUUUGGGGCUUCGACAUAAGCCCGGGUAAGGAUGAAAAGGGCAGAGAUAUUGACGUAGACAUCUUCUCAUAUUCAGACGGCUUCAACUCAAGCCCUCUGCCCUUUCCUUGCUCCAUUGCGCCUCGAUCUUCGGACCAUGCUAGGAUAAUAAAAAGCGAGCACGAAAGCGCGUUCCAGGAGCUAAAGGCGUAUACCGCCAUCGCCAGCAAAGUUUCUUAG